Peniophora sp. CBMAI 1063 is the source of this 1644-nucleotide messenger RNA. Lineage: Eukaryota; Fungi; Basidiomycota; Agaricomycetes; Russulales; Peniophoraceae. The record is from the annotation of a GenBank genome assembly.
AUGGGUCCCCUCAUUCUAAUCCCACUGGUAGGCCUGUUUGCGACUUGUUUGCGGUUCUGUAGAGCCAUAGCCUCGCGAAUACGCAAGCGCCGGGCUCUGCGCGACAUUCGCGGUCCGCCGAGCGCAUCCUUUCUUACAGGGCAUUUGAAGCAGAUCAUCGACCCAUCGGGAUUGAACUUCUUUGACGAACUUCUCCUUUGCUAUGGUAGUGUUGCGAGGCUAAGCGGGCUGUGCGGCGACGCGUUGCUUUGCAUUUCCGACCCAGUGGCUCUCACGCACAUACUCGUCAACGAUUCAGACACCUUUCCUGAGGUUGACCUGACAGGCACCACACACGUCAACAUGUUCAUGCUUGGCCCGGGCUUAUUGACUACCAACGGCUCACAACAUCGGAGGCAGCGCAAAGUGCUCAACCCUGCGUUCUCCGGCACGAAGAUACGGCACAUCUCACCACUUGUGCAAGAGGUAGUUAAGCAGUUCAGGAGUUCAUUGAUCACUCGGAUCGAGCUGUCGGGUGGGGAUAUCAUUGACGUUGCACCAAGUCUGGGUCAUCUAGCACUGGAAGUCGUAGGACAAGCCCACUUUGGCUGCUCUUUCUUCGGUGGCUCUUUAGAUGCGCUGAAGGGCGACUCAGAGGGCUCGGAGUAUGUUAGCGCGGCCAAGGAGCUGGUCCCAGCGCUGACGGCUCUCGGGCCGCUGUUGGCAGUAUUUGUCGCCAUUGGGUUGGCAGAUCUGCCCCCACCUGUACUCCGGGCUGCAGGCGAUGGCGUUUCGUACAUCUUUCCGACUUUACGACGCUUCAUGGCGAUUGUGGACACAUUGUACAGGACGUCGAGGGACCUUUGGGAAUCCAAGAAGGCCGAAUUGAUUGGUGGGAAUAUGAUGUUGCGGGAAGCGGUCGAGCAUUCCGACGACUUGCUGGGCGUAUUAUUGGGAGAGGGCGCGACGAGUAGGAUGGGUCCUGGUCUACCCGAAGAGGAACUGUUGUCUCAGUUGAAUACUCUCGUGCUAGCCGGCGUUGAGACCACAUCUAACGCGUUAUGUCGCAUCCUCCACCUACUCGCUCUCAAUCAGGAUAUACAGGGGCGCCUGCGUGCUGAAAUUGUGCAAGCGGGACAAGACGUCGACUAUGAUGCCCUGACCGCUCUGCCCCUUCUCGAUGCAGUGUGCAGGGAAACAUUGCGACUUUAUGCGCCAUUACCAUACCGAAAUCGCAUAGCGGCGGAAGAAACGGCGAUCCCUCUUUCGAGUGGGGAGACACUACACGUACCCGCGGGUACGGAGGUCCUGGUCAAUUGCCAUGGCUUAAACACGGAUCCAGCAGUGUGGGGGACUGACGCGCAGGAGUGGCAGCCUGAGCGCUGGUUCAAACCGUUGCCGAAGGUAGAGAUACCAGGCGUGUAUGCGCACUCGAUGUCCUUCCUCGGCGGUCCGAAGGCGUGUCUCGGGUUCUCUUUCGCCAUCCUCGAGAUGAAGACUACUCUAGCGAUGUUGCUACCAGUGUUCAAGUUCAUUUCCUGCCCGGAUCAAGAGAUUGUUUGGCGCUUCGGCCCGUUGAUCUCUCCCAGCGUUAACGGCGAGAAGAGUCUGCAUCCCAAAAUGCCCCUGCGAUUGGAACGCAUAUUGGAUCCCACCGUAUCGUAG